Parathielavia appendiculata is the source of this 969-nucleotide messenger RNA. RefSeq lists its product as uncharacterized. The record is from RefSeq and is a predicted model, not a curated record. Gene Ontology annotation, molecular function: C-5 sterol desaturase activity; iron ion binding. The transcript has 4 exons. Bases 1 to 969 code for a protein of 322 amino acids. Lineage: Eukaryota; Fungi; Ascomycota; Sordariomycetes; Sordariales; Chaetomiaceae. Gene Ontology annotation, cellular component: membrane. Gene Ontology annotation, biological process: sterol biosynthetic process.
AUGGACGCGAUAUUGGAAAUCGGAGAUCAUUUAUUUCUCGAUUCACUAUAUGCGGCCCUUGUGCCGGCAAGUCCUGUUAAUGGCUCCGAAAAUGCCGCGCUACGGCACAGCUUCUCGGAUGCGGACGGCGGCGUAGCCGGGUCAGCAUGGGCUCGCGACAACAUCGUGCGCCAAUGCAUAUCGAUCUUGAUCAUCACCCAGAUUGGCGCCACGUCUCUGUACCUCAUUUUCAGCGCGCUGUCGUAUUUCCUCAUUUUCGACCGCCGGCUGGAGUUCCAUCCAAGGUUCCUUAAGAACCAAAUCUCCCAAGAAAUCGCCUCCAGCAUGCGCGCCGUGCCCUUCAUCAACAUCCUGACCCUGCCUUUUUUCCUGGCCGAGGUGCGCGGCAAGAGCCUGCUGUACACCAACGUCGAUGAGUACGGCUGGUCAUGGAUGGUCGUCUCGACGGUGCUGUUCAUGAUCUGGAACGACUUCAUGAUUUACUGGAUCCACCGCCUCGAGCACCAUCCCAGCGUCUACAAAUACAUUCACAAGCCGCACCACAAGUGGAUCGUGCCAACGCCAUGGGCCGCGCUCGCCUUCCACCCGCUGGACGGGUACGUCCAGUCGCUGCCCUACCACGUCUUCGUCUUCAUCUGCCCCGUGCAAAAGUACCUCUACAUGGUGCUCUUCGGCCUGGUGCAGAUCUGGACCAUCUUCAUCCAUGACGGCGACAUGAUCUCGGGCCACUGGCUCGAGAAGUACAUCAACAGUCCCGCCCACCAUACCCUGCACCACAUGUACUUCACCGUCAACUACGGCCAGUACUUCACCUGGGCCGACAGCUACUUCAACUCGCACCGCGCUCCCCAGCCCGAGCUGGAUCCCCUGCACGAGGCCCUCCGCGUCAUGCGGGAGAAGGGGCUGGUGGAUGAGAAGGGGAAUCCCAUUCCUCAGGGAAAGAAUGGCAAGGGGAAGAAGGACGAGUAG